ACGGCAAUCAGCUAUUUGAUAAGCUCGGCGAUUCGCUGAAUGCGACCAAAAUGGCGGUUUUCUGAUAGCGACCAGAUAACGAAUCCUACUUUAUUGUGGCCAUGUUUUUUGGAAGAUCAAAUAUCAUUUAUUUCCUCUAAUAUCAACAUAUUCUCUGUCUAUAAUUCCUUCUAGAUGCGUAGAAUUCAAGAUGACAUUACCUAUCAGGUUCGACGAAUAAGUUUACGACAUAUUAGGGUUCGAGAAUGACACAUCUUCAAUUGGAUUUCUCAUUUUUAAAAUGGAAAUGAUGAAUCUUAUCGCGAGAAAGUUUUUUAAUUUCUUUAAAGCUGAUUCGGAAUGAAUUAGUGAGAUUAAAGCCUACCCAUGUUAAUGCCUUGCAAGUAUUCGACGAAAUUCCAGAGGCUCAAAACAAUCGAAUUUGAAGGCCGUACGCUAAACAAAAAAAAUGGCAACUCCAGUUGAACCACCAAAUGGGAUUAAAUCAGAAGGGAAGCAUUACUUUUCUAUAUGCCAAGCAUUAUUUGAACUAGAUACAAAUUAUGUUCCCAUAAAGCCUAUUGGUCGAGGUGCAUAUGGUAUUGUUUGUUCUUCUUUUAACAAGGAAACAAAUGAAAAAGUUGCAAUAAAAAAGAUCCACAACACCUUUGACAACCAUACAGAUGCUUUGAGAACUUUACGUGAACUCAAACUUCUUCGACAUCUUAGACAUGAAAAUGUUAUUGCCUUGAAAGAUGUAAUGGUGCCCAUGCACAAGACAAGCUUCAAAGAUGUUUAUCUUGUUUAUGAGCUUAUGGAUACUGAUUUGCAUCAGAUUAUUAAGUCAUCUCAGUCACUUUCAAAUGAUCACUGCCAGUAUUUCCUCUUUCAGUUACUACGAGGCUUAAAGUAUCUCCACUCUGCCAACAUCCUCCACCGCGACCUAAAACCCGGAAACCUUUUAAUCAACGCGAAUUGCGACCUAAAAAUAUGCGAUUUUGGGCUGGCCCGCACAAACAACAAUAAAGACCGAUUCAUGACGGAAUAUGUAGUCACGCGGUGGUACCGGGCCCCAGAGCUUCUCCUCUGUUGCGAAAACUACGGAACCUCAAUCGACAUUUGGUCAGUCGGGUGUAUUUUUGCUGAACUUUUAGGAAGAAACCCGUUGUUUCCUGGAUCCGAAUGUUUAAACCAAUUGAAAUUGAUUAUUAACAUUCUUGGAAGCCAAACGGAAGAAGAAAUUGCAUUCAUUGAUAAUCAAAAAGCAAGAAAGUUUAUACAGUCGCUUCCAUUUUCACCUAGGGUGUCGUUUUCUCAGCUUUACCCUGAGGCUGAACCAAUGGCGAUUGAUUUGUUGGAAAAGAUGUUGGUUUUUGAUCCGUUGAAGAGGAUUAGUGUUGAUGAAGCGCUUAAUCAUCCUUAUAUGUCGUCGCUUUAUAGUCCGGGUAUGGAUCCUCCGGUUGAAGGUGCGGUGGAUGUGAAUAUUGAUGAGGAGUUGGGGGAUGAGGUGAUUAGGGAGAUGAUUUGGAAGGAGAUGCUUCAUUAUCAUCCUGAAGUUGUUUCUGUUUCCGUUGGUAAUCCGUAGCCAACCUGAUUCCCAUUCCCAUUCCGAUUCCGGUUCUGAUUCCGAUUCCGAUGUUGACUUUGAAAGGUUUGUUUUUGAACUGUGAUUUUCGGUAUUUUUUGGAAUAAGCAUGGAGUGUAUACUACAGUACGGUUUGUUCUUGAACUUUUAGUUGUUGUAGAGUGGUUGUGGGAGAUUGCAAUUACUUUUUCAUUUAAUGAGAUUAAUGGGUUAAACACUUAAUCUGAAAA
Messenger RNA from Lactuca virosa, 1794 nucleotides. NCBI's taxonomy places the organism in Eukaryota, Viridiplantae, Streptophyta, Magnoliopsida, Asterales, Asteraceae. The record is from the annotation of a GenBank genome assembly.